Danio aesculapii is the source of this 6489-nucleotide messenger RNA. It is a transcript of the gene scn1ba, whose product is annotated as sodium channel, voltage-gated, type I, beta a. The transcript has 6 exons. Bases 1597 to 2298 code for a protein of 233 amino acids. Gene Ontology annotation, biological process: sodium ion transport; cardiac muscle cell action potential involved in contraction; regulation of heart rate by cardiac conduction. The record is from RefSeq and is a predicted model, not a curated record. Gene Ontology annotation, cellular component: voltage-gated sodium channel complex. NCBI's taxonomy places the organism in Eukaryota, Metazoa, Chordata, Actinopteri, Cypriniformes, Danionidae. Gene Ontology annotation, molecular function: sodium channel regulator activity.
AUGAACGCGCCGCGCUUUGGUUUAACGGUGUGGUGCUCCGGAUUCUUUUGUGCAUCUUAUACUUUCAGCACUGAACAUUUACGAGGGUACGAAGCCCAAAUGUGCUUCAUUUCCCUCAGAUUAACACCUCGCGUGACCAACUGAAUGAUUUAACGAGAAUUCAUCAAGCGAGAAUGCGUUUUUGGUGGAUCUUUACCAACUGAAGAAAGACAAAACGGGAAAGGAGCAUUAUUUUGAGUAAAUACCUGUGGAAAUCGGUUACGGUAGGCUGAGAAAUAUAUACAACCAGCAAAGGAAGCACCCUGGGGGCACGUUUAUUAUUGUUGACAGGGAAAAUACCGUCGUCGAUAUUCGUAUUUUCCUCUAGCCGAAAGAUAUAACCUCUGAAUAUUGUCUUAAUAGGGAAUGUAGUUGAAAUGAAUUCAUUGAUAUGCAAUGUUUGACGCACGAAUGAUGAAUUAUUAGCUAUCAUUAUAGACUGUUAGACAUAUGCCUUGAUGUUUGACAGUUGGAAAUACAGGCGCUUUGUCAAAAUUACCAGAUGGCAUGAGCCAUAACUACAUCCGGUCAUAGUAAACACUUGCUGCAUGCGUUAGCAACUUCAUAUGCAUUCAUUUAAAUGAAAGACAAAGAUUAAAUCUAGCAUGCUAAAUCUACAGUUGUUUUUAAAGUACAAUGCAAUGUAAAUCUCCUUAAAUCACACAUUUAGCAGCCCAUUCCUCAUCAUAAUUGGCUGUACACCUAUUACUUCAAGUAGGAAUUGAUCAUUGGAGAUUUAUCUUUAAGUUCACGCAUUACCAUUAGCAAUAAUCCACAAAAUACACAAGUAAAUAUCAUUUCUUAUAAAAGGGAGAGAUUGAAUGUAAGUUUGCAUGAAGCCAAAGACUCAAAAUCAUUAACAAAAUCUAUUUUCCAUUGCAGACACACUGUGGCAAAGAUUGCAUCGCUGAAAAUCAUCAGGUUAAAACACCCAACAUAAACGUAUAGCACAAAGUCCUUAGUUAAGCUCACACGUCUUCCAUCAUCUACAUCUACAUGUAACCUCAACAGAAAGUCUUCCGCUGUCAAGAAAAUAGCACAUAUCUAACAAAAUAUAGUUUCUGAAAUUAGAUAUUGAUCAGAGUAUAACAUAUCCCAUACUGUAUUUUAGAAAAUUAGAUAUUGAUCAGAGUAUUUUAAUCAUUAUAUUCAUAUCUAUUAUUAAGAAAGGACUCGGUAUUAUCUAAUUAGGGCAAGAAGAAGAGGUAGUGAUUGAAAGUUAAGUCCGGCACCCCAGCUCAAUUUUCAUUCGUGGAGUAACCGAAUACUCUGUGCGUGGACUUAUUGGAGGGAUCGUGUGCACAGAGGGCGUCACAUAUCUCAAACUCUCUCACUGAACUCCUCAUCACAACACUCAUCUGCAGGAACAAGAGCAAGCAUCCUCAGGAUCUAAACUGAAGAGUGAAACCCACCAUCAUCUCCUUUCCCAAACUGUCUUAUAAGAGAUCCAAAGGACGCAUUGGCUUUGCAAUUGAGCUGCUGUCUCAUUGUGGACUACUUGCCUCCUGCUCUUUAGUUUGAGUUUGUGUGUGUGUGUGUGUUUGUGUGUGAGUGUGAAUGACAGACUCGACUCUGAAAACAAAGCCUGUGAAGAUGUCAGCACUGCGGCUUCUGUGGGUCCCUGCGCUGUUGUGUUUAACACAUGCAUGGCUCUGCUAUGGAGCGUGUGUGGAGGUCGACUCUGACACAGAGGCAGUGGCGGGAAAAGGCUUCAAACUGACCUGUAUCUCUUGCAAGAUGAGAGGAGAAGUGGUUGCCUCCGCCACGGUGGACUGGUGGUUCAUGGCCAAAGGGGAGAGUGAAUUCACACACAUCUACACUUAUGCAGAAAUGACAGCCAGCAUAACGGACGAGCGCUUCGAAAGCCGCCUGGCCUGGAACGGCAGUAAAAAAACAGAAGAUGUGCAGGACGGCUCAGUUUACAUCCUCAACGUCACCUUCAACGACACCGGCACCUUUCGAUGCUUCUUCGACCGAAUCCUCGUCUUCCCCAAUUACGAGUACCACACCAACGCCACCAAGUUCAUCACCAUCAGCGUAGUAGGCCAUGCUACCCGAGGCAUGGCGUCCAUCUUGUCUGAGGUGAUGAUGUACGUGUCCAUCAUCGGGCUGCAGUUGUGGCUGGUGGUGGAGAUGGUUUACUGCUACAGGAAGAUCGCAGCGGCCGGGGAGGAAGCACUAAGAGAGAGCGAGGCGGAAUAUUUAGCUAUAACCUCUGAGAGCAAAGAUAACUGUGCAGGUGUUGCGGUGGCAGAAUAACACAGGUCUAAAAAAAGCCUCAAGCCAAAAGCUUGAAGCUCUGUCCAUCAUGACACGACCAACAGCCUCUCCGUCUCCCUCUCCGGCGCUCUGCCAAACCACAGGACCAAUGUUUGACCUUUGAGCUCGACUGUGACAGAGGCACCAUUAUAAACCAUCAGGGAAACACAGUCACACAUUACAUUAAAAGGAAGUGUUUUGUUUUAAGGCACAUGAUGGCCGCUCUGAGUUUGAAUGAAGGAUGCAGUAAUUAUAACACUGAACAUAACGAAUCGUCCUGAACAUGACUUGUACAUAUGUUUUAGCUCUUAACACCUUUUAUGCUUUUUCACAUCAUGAGAACUCAGCUUUAAAUGUGAUGAACAUAAGUCACUAAUAUAUCAACUGAGCCAGAGGACUUUAGACAUGUUAGAAAAUGUAUAAUUCACUAGUAGAUUUACUGAGCCAGAACAGAAAAAGAAUAUAUUCACAACUAUAUACAGAUGAUCUAAAAAAAAACUUGAUAUAUGUGAACACAUAUCUUUAUUUCCUUAUUUAAAAGAUCAAAAACUCAUAUAAGGGAAGAAAUAAUUAGGAAAUCAGAACUUAUUGAUAUACAGUAUUAGGGGUGUAACGUAAUACAUAUUCGCAACAGAGGCUUGUGUACCAAACAAAUCCUGCAUUCUUUUAACUGUUGUUUUGAAAGCAUCUUCAAAAUAAUAGAGAAUGCAGUGUAAAUUAGCAGCAAAAUGAGUACGACAGCUUGUUAUCUCUAUGGAGUUAAAACUUUUUAGCUCACAGUUCAGACUUUCUUAGCAAGAAACAAGUCUGAAAACCAGUAUGAGGGAUGGGAACUUCAGAAUUGUCAUGAUAAUAGAAAUUUGCUUGUCUGUUUGGUUCAAUGGCGACAAAAGAAGAGCAUAAUGAGCUCCUAAAAUUGCUAACUAGUUAUAAAUGGCAUUCCACGCUGUCAAAAGUAUUUAAUUUGUUUGUUUAUCUAGCAUCUCGCGGUUGAGUAUUUCAUUUUACAAAAGCGCAAAACGAUCGAUACUUCACAGACUUCAUUGAACGAGCAUCAGCGUGCAUGCGCAUCAAAAACGGCGAAGGUUUUGUGCGUGAUGUGAUUCUGAUGUACCUCUCUCCAAAUUAACAACAAAACAAUUAUCCUACUGCACACAACUCUAUGAAACCUAUUUACAGCAGUUACAGCAGUUUACAGCAGUUUGUUAAAGAAGCAGUUAUGUUUCCUUACUGCUGAACCGAAAAGCUGUCUUUAAAAAGAGGUAUCAUUUUGUGUAUCGUUACACCUGUAAUAAUUACAUGUUGAAAAUUCAAGACAGAAUUCGCAUAUUAGUUUAUGCUUGGCAGCUUAGGACAGUAAUUAAUGCCAACAAUAACGCACAUUUACAAGAGCUUCCAAUCCUGUACUGUCCGUCUAAAGAACUAACUUAACUAGCCACAGGUAAGCUAACCAUAACAAAUAAGACCUUAGCUGCGUCCCAAAUCACAUACUUAUGCACUAUUCUACGCCAUUUUGUAGUAUAAAUAGUGCAAGAUGUACGUUCACACUGAAAACUCUAAAAAUAAUAAGAGUACUUUAAUCACCCAGAUGAUGCACUCAUUCAGCCGAUAAAAUGAAGUGUGUAAUGAUGGACACUUCUUAACGACCAUAGAUAUAUACACUAGAUAUCACAUACGGACCCUGAGCAUGCAUCAAUAGCACCGCCACAUUUGUACAGUGCUCCCAGCACAAAUGUCAUUCAACCGCACUAGUGUGCCAAUGUGAAGAAGCUGGACUUUAGCGCUGUGUACGGGAGUAGUAACGAGCAAACAAAGUACAAAGGUAGAACAUUUCAUAGGUAAGAUUUAGUUUUUUACGUUUUUGUAUGUUAUGAACUUGUGUGCUAAACAGGUAACAUUAUUGAUGACAAUACAGUCACUUACUGCAUUCACCAUAAGGCAAAGUAGCACCAACUCGCACUUAAUACUCGGCUUAUGCUAGUUUUGUUAGGCUAAGUGAACAAGUCGUUCAUAAUGGAGAUUCAUUCACAAACGAAUUGCUCUCUCCGUCAGCAUGAGAAGUGAAAGCAGGAGAGGGGGUGUGUUUCAGGACACGGAUUAGAUCAAAUUUAACAGCGAGGGUGGCUAGAACAUUUCCAUACACACAAACACAAGCUUUUUGUCAAGAAUGCCUGUUCGAUCACUUCCCUGCUGAAAAAAACAGCUUAAACCAGCCUAGGCUGGUUUUAACUGGUUGACCAGCCUGGUUUUAAAGGGGUUUUGGCCAUUUCUAGGCUGGCUGGAAAAUUACCAGUCAAAACCAGCUAUGUCCAGCUUAAACCAGGCUGGUCAAGCUGGUUUUAGAUGGAUUUAGCUGGUCAUUUUCCAGCCUGACCAGCUAAGACCAGCCUGGAAAUGGCCAAAACCCCUCUAAAACCAGGCUGGUCAACCAGCUAAAACCAGCCAAGCAGCCUAGGCUGGUUUAAGCUGGAUUUUUCAGCAGGGUUAUGCAUCAAUGCAGAAAAGUGAUGUAAAAUUAUCAUUUUCGUAAUUAAAAAAAAAAUUGCACACUGACCUCCGGGAAAACUCCCAAUCAUAGAUAUAUGUGUAUAUCGCUGGUUCUGGAUGGCCACAGUCCUCCACUGCAGCUGGGUCCCACAUUCAUUUCAAAGGAGCGCUACCCUGUACUAAAAUGGCGGUUCUAUUGACGCAUUCCUUCCAAUACACAACAACAGGGUAGGCGACAUCUAAUGUAAAUAUCUAUGGUCAACGACCGCAGCUUUGCUCACGUAGCGGAAGGGGCGGAGCUAUCGGGCGCACAUGUUGGAUACAUUUAUUUUGGAUGGUGAAAGCUAAAUUUCCCUACGAGAGUGAUUAUAGCGCCUCCCGAUGGUGAAUAUGGUUAUACUCAUGGCAAGUAUUAUUUGAUAGUUUGGUUAUUUAUUUCACUGAUUUGGCAACCGUCAAACGUCAUCAGGGAAACGGUGUAAAUUUCCGCUUAGUAAAAAAACAUUAGUGCUCCAUUUGGGACGACACUACAUACAUAUACUGUGCUGUUGAGUGUGGAAGUGCAUAAAUACAUAGUGUAUAGUGUGCCAUUUGAGACGCAGCUUUUGUCUCUCACAUAUAAGUUAGCCUAAUAAUUUAAUCUAACAACAGACACAAACUUGUUUGCUUCACGAUUCAGAAUUUUUUAAAACACUUUCUGUAAUAGAGCAGAUUUAAUAGCCAAAAAUAUUUGACAAAUCGCUCUUCAAGCAAAUUUUUGUAACAGCGAAUAUGUAAAAAAUAAAUGAAAAUAAGCUAAGAAAUACCUGCAGUUAUCCAUAUCAAACAGAAAAGUAAGCAAAUAUAAACGGCCUCGCACAUUCAACUUAUAAAACUGCGGCAUCUGCGCAUGCGUCAUAAAAUAAGGUGGAUAUUUAUCACUAAAGCACAAAUCGUCAUUUAAAAAGCACGAGUAUGAUGAAAAGCUUUAAUUUAAAGCUUAAGCUUGUAUUAAAAUAACAACAAAGCAACUGAAUGUCACAUAUCAACCUCAUAGACCUAAAGAAAGUGCAUUGACGAUAUAGACGAGUUCUGCAAUGGAAAGUAACGCAAUACAUUACUACGUUACUAACAACAUGCCGUUUUCCCCCAUUCGUUUUGUCUUUACUGACAUGAUAAUCAAGGGCUGCAUGAAAUCAAUGGAAAAUGACUGACUCAAAGUUUAAAGUGUGCCUCAUGUAACACCAAUGCACGAUGAAAACGGAGGAGAAAACCAGGAAUGAGUUGUAUUCAUGUAUUCAAGUGAGCUCCUUUCAAUCUUCCCUCUCCCUCUUAGUAGCCAACUUGUGGUAGUGACUACAGAGGGCAGCAAAACACUGCCAAAGUCUCACUGCCUUUAUGCAUGAAUGAACGUUUCUCGAGACUUCCCAGCUCUGCUUUUCUUACUUUUGAUAUCUUUCAUUAGGUGGUUGUCAAAUUGGUGGAUUUCUACUGCAUGAUCUUAUGAUACCGUCAUGAAGAUGAACAGUUUUGUUUGCACUCCACGGCUGCUGCCAGUGCUGUGAUGAUUACAUUCAUCAUGGAUGGUAUUGUACUAACAUUUAGAUGUCACAGAAUAUCGUCACUCUCUGACAGUGUCUGUUCACUGUACGGCCUCAACAAGACCAGGAUGAAUUUCAUGUUGAAGAUGUUGCUUGCCUAAAAAUAAAAUAUAUAUAAAAAUAU